This is a messenger RNA of Aureobasidium melanogenum CBS 110374, 1398 nucleotides long. RefSeq lists its product as uncharacterized. The transcript has 12 exons. The record is from RefSeq and is a predicted model, not a curated record. NCBI's taxonomy places the organism in Eukaryota, Fungi, Ascomycota, Dothideomycetes, Dothideales, Saccotheciaceae. The coding region runs from base 1 to 1398 and encodes 465 amino acids.
AUGAUGAGUCUGCUGAAACCAGCGCAGCCACGGGACAAAGAAUCGGAGCAAGGCUGCAAGUUGACAUUCCAAUUCAAGUUAGAGGACGAGAAGUCACCUCGUGCAAACUCCACCUCGCAUUCGAGUUUACGGAGCCUCAAAAAGGUCAGUACCUUGGCCCCCAAUGACAGAGACAAUCCUCACAACUGGUCAAAUAGGCAAGAAUCCUUCGUUGCGCAGCUCAUGUUGCCAACGUCUUCAUCUAUGAUCGUCAAUCUCGAGGAUACAUCCUGUGGCCCGCUGCUUUUCGGGCCACUAAGUGAGAGCUACGGCCAAGAAUGGGUCACGAUAUCAGCUUUUGCACUGUUCACUGCUUUUACACUAGGCUGUGCUUUAACAAAUGACUUUGCAACUUGGUGGGUGUGUAUGCAGGCCCACAAACGUGGUUCGAAUGCCCCAAUUGAACGUCUUGCCAAUGUAUAUGUCGGCGUAUUCCUUGGUCCUGUAACUAGAGGUCGGACUUCGACUAUCUUCAGGACUCUAAUCCUUGAGCCUAUCAUAUCAGGAUUUAUCGAGUCGAACUUAUGCACCAAUGAUCCUUACUGUGCACACAUGGCGUCCUCGCAAGGAAACGGCGACCCCAACAUUUUUGCACCGCUUGAGCUCGAGCAUCGUGACCUGACCCAGAUGAUCACUUGCGUUCUGACCCGAUCGGUGAGGAUGGUCUUCAAUCGUGCUAUGCAGUUGCCUGUCCCUCGCGUACUCAAUCUUCUACAUGUAUUUGCAAGCCUCCCCAGCGACUUUCAGUGGGAUCUAGCAUUUCGAAGUUACAACCCUUCUCGCGUGAGGUCUAACCCUCUAUUUGUUCUGGAUAGAGCAAAGGCACACGAUCCUUCUGCUGCAUGGUCGCAGAGUGAAGAACGCCGACGUUUGCCUCUGGCAUGCCCUUGGUCGGUUUUCAUAUUCAAUUGUUUCUGGGUUGCAUGUAUGCUGCAUCACGAGGCUACAGCUCGAGCCGUCGAUUCACUUGAUGUCUCCGCACUUGCCACGGUCCUGAAGCCACAAACUAUAUGGACGUCCGAGGAGUUUCGGCGGUUGUGGCUUGAUUGGCAUCGUGAUGAACUCCUGGUCUUUAUGGGAUUCCUGCUACUGUUCGUGUCGUUGAUCAAAUACCUUGUUGAUGCGGUCGAAGUGUAUCAGCGCUUGGGUGUCGUGUGGGCCUGUCCAUUGCUAGGCUUCCUAAGUUUGGCAAUCAUUCGGGAGAGGAGUAGCUUCUGGCAGUUCUUGAAACAAACCAAGAGAGUGAAGAGCGGGAAGUGCAGGAGCGAGGGAUGCAGGAAACGGCCAGGAACUCCGCGGGAUUCGAAUCAGCAGGGAUCCAUAGUGAUCGGCCUCGGGAUUGUGUUAUUAACACCAUGA